Molecule: messenger RNA, 1284 nt
Organism: Penaeus chinensis
Lineage: Eukaryota; Metazoa; Arthropoda; Malacostraca; Decapoda; Penaeidae
Product: aldo-keto reductase family 1 member A1-like
Exons: 9
Coding region: 86-1033 (315 amino acids)
Cellular component (GO): cytosol
Molecular function (GO): aldose reductase (NADPH) activity
Source: RefSeq, a predicted model, not a curated record
UAAGAGAUGCUACGACUGAGUAUGAUAUUCGUUUAGUGUCUCACAGCACGCCUGCCUGUCGUCCUGCACACAGCUCACCCUUACCAUGGCUUCUCGCAUCCCGGCAAUCACACUACACAACGGAGGGAAGAUGCCUUCGGUGGGGCUUGGGACGUUUCAGGGCCAUGACGACGAGAUGCGGCAAGUCCUGAACGCGGCCCUCGAGUGCGGCUACCGGCACAUCGACACGGCCACAGUGUACAAGAACGAGGCUGAGAUCGGGGACGUCCUUCACGAGUGGCUCUCCAGCGGUCGCGUCGCCAGGGAGGAACUCUUUGUGGUGACGAAGCUACCCAUGACUGGCAACCGCUCUGGAGACGUGGGUAGAUGUCUCCAGGAUUCCUUGGAUAAGUUGCGUCUCUCUUAUGUGGAUCUCUAUCUUAUCCACAGUCCAGUUGGAAUGAAGGCCAACAGCAAAGGCGUGCUUGACUUGGAGACAAAUCACGAGGAAAUCUAUAAGGCAAUGGAAGAACAGGUGGACGCAGGCAAAGCAAAAGCCAUUGGCCUCUCGAACUUCAACAGCAAACAAAUUGAAAGGAUUUUAAAGGUGUGCCGCAUCAAGCCAGCCAACCUGCAGGUGGAAGUCCACGUGUACCACCAGCAGAAGGCGCUGCGGGAGCUCUGUCGCGCCUUCGACAUCCCCGUCUGCGCCUACUGCCCUCUCGGCGCCCCGCACGCUGCCGAAGGAUCCGACGAAUACCCGAUCCUUCUGCAGCAUCCAGUGGUGACCUCAAUGGCCAAGCGCCUUGGUAGGACCCCAGCACAGGUCCUCCUCAGGUUUUUGAUCCAGAACAACUUGGUCGUCAUUCCGAAGUCCACCAAUCAGAAACGAGUCAAAGAGAAUUUCAAUGUGUUUGACUUCGAGCUGAGCAGCGAAGACGUGGCAUCGCUAGAAACCUUGGACCGGAAAGGCGACGGACGCGUUAUAGACUUCAAGUCAUUAUUCGAAGGGAUCGAGAACCAUCCGGAAUGGCCCUUCGGCAUCCCCUAUUAAGGAGACGACUUAAGAAAGUGCACAGCUCGGAGACGACCUUAUCCUCGAUGCCGGCUUGCAUUCGUGGUGUAUGUCUUGAUUAUUCUAGAAGCGGCCGAGAGGGUUCCAUGCUUACCUCUCUAUUAAAUAUAGUUGUUUAUUUGUCUAUCGCUUCCUAUUUCUCUAUUUUUCUCCUCUCUCUUUCUCUCUCUCUCAUACACACACAUACACUCUAUCUACCUAUCUAUCUAUCAAUACAACCCACACACACC